CAGAGCUGAGAACCUUCCGCACAACUAGAUUUUCGUUGCUUCCGGUCAAUGCUGGUGUAAGUGAAAGUGUGGUAGACGCUGUUAUGAAAAUGAGUGUGUCGUGCGUGAGACGUGUUUGCAACUUGGAAAUGCUCGAGAAAAAAACAGAAACGAAAUGAAACUAGUCCACAAAAGUGUUGACAAGGAUGGAGAAGGGAGUGUUUCCCUUAUUCCGGAGGAGACGGAGGACAUGUGGCACGCAUAUAACCUAAUCAGCGAGGGAGAUUGUGUGAGAGCUUCAACAAUAAGGAAAGUGCAGACAGAGUCCUCCACAGGAUCAUCCACAAGUAACCGGGUUCGAACAACUCUAACAAUUCGCGUUGAGGCCAUCGAUUUUGAUACUCAAGCAUGUAUGCUAAGACUGAAAGGCAGAAAUGUGGAAGAAAAUCAGUAUGUCAAGAUGGGAGCCUACCAUACCCUGGAUCUUGAAGUGAACAGAAAAUUCACACUUUCAAAGCCAGAAUGGGAUUCUGUAUCACUGGAAAGAGUUAAUAUUGCUUGUGAUCCUACACAGAAUGCUGAUGUGGCAGCGGUAGUUAUGCAAGAGGGGCUGGCUCAUAUUUGCCUUAUUACAUCCACGAUGACUUUGGUACGGGCAAAAAUUGAUCAAAGCAUACCACGGAAAAGAAAAGGGAAUGUACAGCAACAUGAGAAAGGUAUGGCAAGAUUUUUUGAAAGUGUGAUGCAGGGAAUUCUUCGUCACGUCAACUUCGAUAUUGUAAAAUGUGUUUUGAUAGCAAGUCCAGGAUUUGUCAGAGACCAGUUCUAUGAAUAUAUGUUCCAACAAGCAGUAAAAACUGAUAACAAAAUGUUGUUAGAAAAUAAAAGCAAGUUUAUGCUUGUUCAUUCAUCAAGUGGCUUCAAGCAUUCCUUGAGAGAGGUUCUCACUGACCCUGCUGUUGCCGCUAAGAUGGCCGAUACUAAGGCAAGUGGUGAAGUCAGAGUUCUGGAAUCUUUCUACACAAUGUUGCAGACAGAACCUGCAAAAGCAUUCUAUGGCAAAAAACAUGUUGAAAAAGCAAAUGAAGCACAGGCAGUUGAGACAUUGCUAAUAUCAGACAAACUUUUUAGAAUACAAGAUGUUAAACAAAGGAAAGAAUAUGUAGCUCUGGUUGAUGGAGUAAGAGAAUCUGGAGGUGAUGUGAAGAUCUUCUCGAGUAUGCAUGUAUCUGGUGAACAAUUGGAUCAGCUGACUGGUGUAGCAGCUAUCUUACGAUUUCCUAUGCCAGAAUUAGAGGAUGAAGAUGAAAGUGAAGAUGAAAAAGAAACCUAGUGGCAUGUCAGUCAUCAAUAUAUUAUGUUUAUUUUGUUUUGUAUUUAUUUAAAGACUCUGUAUCUGUAUUUAUAAGGAGCUUAUGGGUGUUGUACAAGAUGAUUAAUAUAUAUACUACCCGCAUAUAAA
Molecule: messenger RNA, 1441 nt
Organism: Schistocerca serialis cubense
Lineage: Eukaryota; Metazoa; Arthropoda; Insecta; Orthoptera; Acrididae
Gene: pelo
Product: protein pelota
Exons: 9
Coding region: 155-1312 (385 amino acids)
Biological process (GO): ribosome disassembly; nuclear-transcribed mRNA catabolic process, non-stop decay; RNA surveillance
Cellular component (GO): cytoplasm
Source: RefSeq, a predicted model, not a curated record